Messenger RNA from Podospora bellae-mahoneyi, 2069 nucleotides. Its product is annotated as peptide transporter ptr2. The coding region runs from base 1 to 1806 and encodes 601 amino acids. Lineage: Eukaryota; Fungi; Ascomycota; Sordariomycetes; Sordariales; Podosporaceae. The transcript has 5 exons. The record is from RefSeq and is a predicted model, not a curated record. Gene Ontology annotation, molecular function: transmembrane transporter activity. Gene Ontology annotation, cellular component: membrane. Gene Ontology annotation, biological process: transmembrane transport.
AUGGCAACAAACGAGAAGUUUGAAAAGGCUGUCGCCAUGACGGGUGAGAGGAGCGACGUUGAGUCGGCUUCGCUGCCUUCGGUCGACCCCCGCACCAUCACCGAAGACAAUUACCUCGGCAGGCCCACUGAGGAAGACCUCGCCACCCUCCGUCGUGUACCCGGUAACAUCCCAGUCAUUGCCUAUCUGAUCUGUGUUGUCGAGUUCUGCGAAAGAGCCUCUUACUACGGCGUCCAACCCCUCAUCAGCAACUAUGUCAACAGACCUAUGCCACGAGGAGGCAAUGGUUGGGGCGCCCCUCCCCGCGACAAGAAUGACCAGCAGACGGCCGGUGCUCUGGGAAUGGGCACCGUCGCCGCCAACGCUGUGACGCAGAGCUUCAGCAUGUUGGCCUACGCCUUGCCAGUGGUGUUUGGUUGGAUGGCCGAUGCCAAGUUUGGCCGCUUCAAGCUGAUCUGCUGGGGCGUGGCCGUGUUUGGUGUUGCCCAUGCCCUCAUGGUGGCUGCCGGCAGCAAAGACUUACUGUUGGCGGGGACAUCCAAGGCUCCUUAUUUUUUGUCUGUCUAUAUACUUGCCGUGGGUGCAGCCAUGUUCAAGCCCAAUGUUUCCCCACUCCUUCUCGAUCAAGUAACAACUACCGUGCCCACCGUUAUCACGCUGAGCAGUGGGGAGAGGGUGAUCCAAGAUCCCGAGUCGACCACGGAGCGCGUUAUGCUCUGGUUUUACUUGAUGAUCAACAUUGGCGGGUUUAUGGGCGUUGCCACGUCGUAUUCAGAGAAAUAUGUUGGUUGGUGGCUUGCCUUUCUGAUCCCGCUCAUCCUCUACCUUCCCCUGCCAUUCCUUCUCUGGUUCCUUUACAAGCGUUUGAUCCUCCACCCCCCUGGUGGAAGCGACCUUCCCAACGUGUUCAGGAUCCUCAGCAUCUGCUUCCGCCGUGGUAGCUUUGCCAAAUUCGGUCGGCAUGGGUUUUGGGACCUCGCCAAACCAUCCAACAUUGCAGCUGCAGGCCUCGCCGAGAGCUACCCAACCCGCUGGAACGAUGACUUCGUCGAAGACGUGCGCCGUACCUUUCAGGCCACAGGCAUCUUUUGCUUCUUCCCCAUACAGUACAUCAAUGACAAUGGCAUUGGCGCGGCGGCCAGCUUCUUGUCAACUAUGCUGGAGACAAACGGCGUCCCCAACGAUGUUAUUUCCAACUUCAACGCUUUGAGCAUCAUUUGCUUCGCGCCCAUUCUCAACUACGGAUUGUAUCCGCUUCUUCGUAAGAUGGGCAUUCACUACGGCCCCAUCGCCCGCAUCACAACUGGCCUCUUGAUGUCGAGUGUUGGUGGAGCUGGAUACACCAUCAUCACCCACUACGCCUACAAGCGGUCACCAUGCGGGGAAUAUGGGAGCAGCGACUGCACCAUCGGGACUGGCGUGGCCCCCAUCAGCAUAUGGUGGAUGGCCAUUCCUUUUGCCAUUGGAGGCAUCUCAGAGCUGUUCGUCAACGUCCCCGCCUACGGCCUCGCGUACUCCCGUGCGCCUCCCAACAUGCGCGGGCUUGUCUCUGCCCUCAACCUCUUCACCUCAGCGGUUGCGUACGCCAUCGGUUUGGCAUGCAGCAGCGUCAUUCAAGAUCCUCAUCUGGUGUGGGACUUUGGCGGUCCAGCCAUUACAGGUGGAAUUUUGAGCGUGGUGUUUUACUUUUUGUUCAGGCACAUCGAUAGGGAGGAGUAUGUGCUUAGCAAGAAUACUGGGCCCACGAAUGUGGAAGUGGAGGGGGUUGUCGCUGGUGCUGCACUCAAGGAAACCACUGAGAAGUAAUGGAAGAGAGAGAGAGAGAUAACGAGUGAGAGGGGUGCUGGUUUCACUUUUAAUGGGUGCAGUAGACAUUAUUUUGGACACCAGACUGGUGAAUCAUCAUCGGUCACGCUGGCCAAAAUCUUCGUUAUCAGCAUGGAUUAUGAGUCAAAUGAUAUCAAGAUAGGAUAUGAGAAAAGAAGCUUUAAUUGUCAAGAUUAUGAAUACCUACUACCACUUCUGCUUGAUCAGUGUGGCCAGGAAUAACAUGAAGCCGCGUGUUGGAU